This is a messenger RNA of Pseudopipra pipra, 1199 nucleotides long. RefSeq names its product thioredoxin-like protein 1. The record is from RefSeq and is a predicted model, not a curated record. Gene Ontology annotation, cellular component: cytosol. NCBI's taxonomy places the organism in Eukaryota, Metazoa, Chordata, Aves, Passeriformes, Pipridae. Gene Ontology annotation, molecular function: protein-disulfide reductase activity.
CCGGCCCGCCCCAAUAUGGCGGCUGCGGGCGGCGGCCGGGCGGAGCGGCGCGGGGCGGCCGCGCCUGCGCCCGUGGCCGUGGCCGUGCCAGCCCAGCGCCAGCGGUGCAUGCCGGGCGCCCUGCCCGCCGUGACGCUGCACAUCGCACCCGGCCGCCACCGGGGCUGCACCGCCACCGGGGCCGCCGCCAUGGCGGGCGUGAAGGUGAUCGCCAACGACACCGAGUUCCAGCCCGAGCUGAGCGCCGCCGGCUCCCGCCUGGCCGUGGUGAAGUUCACCAUGAGGGGAUGUGGCCCUUGCUUAAGGAUAGCUCCAGCCUUCAAUGCCCUGAGUAACAAAUACCCCCAGGCAACGUUUUUGGAAGUGGAUGUGCAUCAAUGCCAGGGCACAGCUGCCACCAACAACAUCUCAGCAACCCCCACGUUCCUGUUCUUCCGGAACAAAGUGCGGAUCGACCAAUAUCAGGGAGCAGAUGCCGUGGGCUUGGAGGACAAAAUCAAACAGCACCUGGAGAACGACCCUGGGAACAGCGAGGACACAGACAUCCCCAAAGGAUACAUGGAUCUGCUGCCCUUCAUCAACAAGGCCGGGUGUGAGUGUCUCAACGAGAGCGACGAGCACGGCUUCGAGAACUGCCUGCGCAAGGACCCCUCCUACCUGGAGUCCGACUGCGACGAGCAGCUGCUUAUCACUGUAGCUUUUAGUCAGCCUGUCAAGCUUUACUCUAUGAAACUUCAGGGGCCAGACAACGGGCAAGGGCCCAAAUACAUCAAGAUCUUCAUCAACCUGCCGCGGUCGAUGGAUUUCGAGGAGGCAGAGCGCAGCGAGCCCACCCAGGCCCUGGAGCUGGGCCCCGAGGACAUCAGGGAGGAUGGCAUCAUCCAGCUCCGCUACGUCAAAUUCCAGAACGUCAACAGCGUCACUUUGUUUGUCCAGUCCAAUCAUGGUGAUGAAGAAACAACACGAAUCACAUAUUUCACAUUUAUUGGCACUCCAGUGCAAGCCACGAACAUGAACGACUUCAAACGAGUAGUUGGCAAAAAAGGAGAGAGCCACUAGGAAGCAAAGCCACUGGAAGGCCUUAUCCCAGUCCAAGAUUCCCCCUUUUCUCUCUGACUCCUGGAUAAUUGCUUGACCAUAACCAGAGACUGUCAGUUUGAUUUACUGCCAUUUCCAAUAAAUCAUUGCUUUGAGCUGGA